Molecule: messenger RNA, 2469 nt
Organism: Daucus carota subsp. sativus
Lineage: Eukaryota; Viridiplantae; Streptophyta; Magnoliopsida; Apiales; Apiaceae
Exons: 1
Coding region: 1-2469 (822 amino acids)
Source: RefSeq, a predicted model, not a curated record
AUGACAAAAAGGACACGCUCCCACCUGGGUCUUCCCCAGAACCCGGACAACCCUCAGACAGACCAGGACAACCCGAACCAGGAUCAUGCCUCAGGACCCCUCUUCACCCAUGUGAACCCGGACGAGAACCAAGCAAUCAACCCCAAUGAUGCCCGGGUCACGAUCGAAGCAAACCAGUACAAGUACACCGAUGUCCCGGUCACCACCCUCCACCUGUCCCAGCUCACCAAUGUAGAGUUGGCCGAGGCCAUCCGGCAGUACCAUGAUCGCCGGGAAAGCAACCGCAGACUUGAGGACAUCGGUGAGUCCGAGGACUCCGGGAACAGCCGUCAAUCCCGGGGUUCCGUCUUCGACCGGAUCGGAGACAAAGCAAAGAAGAAGAAACAAAAGGAGAGUGAGGAGACCCGGUUGAAAAUUUUGGCUGAAAGAAAAGAACAGAUCCGAAAAGAGGAAGAAGAAAAACUUGAGCAAAAAAUCGCCCUCCGGAUCCAACUCGAGGAGGAAAAGUUGACAAAAGGAUCCCGGUCCAAGCGCUACCGGAAGGAAACAACACCCGAACUCAUCUCGGAUGAAGAGGAUGAGAGACCGGGGCAAACCAACCUCAGAGACAUGAUCAAUGAACUCAACCGGAAAAUCGGGAAUGAUGCCGGGCUUGAAAUUGGGGGAACCCUGACUCCCUUCAGCCACUCCUUGGAAUCCAUACCCCGACAAAAGGGUAUGAAACACUAUAACUUUGAAUCUUUCAAUGGACUGGGAGACCCGGAGGAACACCUGCACUACUUUGAACAGAUAGCCUUGAUCUACUACUACAAUGAUCUGACCAAAUGCCGCUUCUUCGCAUCCACAUUCAAGGGAGGGGCCCAGAGAUGGUUCAGCCGGAUCCCCUCCCGGAGCAUCGGGUCUUGGAAAGACUUCAGGGAAGCCUUCCUCAGAAGGUUCCGAGCAAACAAGACACAUGAACUUCAUAUGUGUCACCUGGAAACGGUUCGACAGUAUGACAAUGAGGCACUCUCAGACUACAUGAAACGUUUCCAGGAAGCAAUCAACAAAAUUUCCAACCUGGAUGAGCGUGAGGCUCUGAGCAUAUUCCGAAGGAACCUGGACCCGGAACAAAAUGAGAGAUAUGUGGUCGAAUUGAUCAACAAAGAACCCCAGAGCCUGGCAGCUGCCUAUGCCAUGGCCGCAAAAUUCAUUAAGGAGACCGAUGUGCUCCAAGCAAUGAGGAUGACCCGACAGGGCAGUUCAAAAGGAAAACAAAUCGAAGAUAGACCCAGGAAAGAAUAUCACCAGGAUAAGAAAUUCAAACCAGACAGACAGACCAACUUCAUCCAGCAAUCAGGUUCUAAGAGAACCAGCCAACAAGGAUCCGGGUCCAGAAGUGACCACGGUCCAAACAAAGCAACCAGGGAACCGAAACCAGAGCCUGACUGGACUCCUCUGAAUAGGUCCCGCGAGGAUAUACUCAAGGAGGUCCGGGACAAACCCUUCUACUACCCACCAAAACCCAUGCAAACUCCUCCUGAAAGCAGACCUACCAACAGGCACUGUGACUAUCAUGGCACCCAUGGUCACAAAACCGAGAACUGCAUAUCCCUCAAGUAUUUCAUCGAAGAACAGAUCAGCAAAGGAAACAUGGGGCAAUAUGUAGCUCGGAACACAGCCGACAAAACAGGAGGAUCCGGGAAGCAGAAAAACAUUGUCAACGUAGUGCUGGGAGGAUCCUGUUCCCCUCCCCCUAGCCCGGGCUCCUGUCAAGAAGUAAUGUCCAUCCAAGCCUACCCCGAACAAGUGAUUUCCUUCAGCAGCAAGGAUUUUGAAGGAGUCACCCGGGGUCAUAAUCAAGCCCUGGUAGUAACCCUUGACAUGGCCGAAAACGAAGUAAGGAGGAUCCUGGUGGACAAUGGCUCUUCAGCCAACAUUCUGUUUAAACACACCAUGGACCGAAUGGAGCUAGGGAGUAUCCGGAUGAACGAUUACAGGGAAGACCCUCUGUACGGAUUCGGGAACAGCAUCGUCCCGGUCCUGGGCACACUCUACCUCCCGGUCCGGUUCGGAACCCUCCCAACCCAAGUCACACAUACAAUCAAGUUCUAUGUCACCGAUACACCCUCCCCUUACAACGUGAUCAUCGGCCGCCCAGGUCUGAACAAGAUUGAAGCCAUCACAUCCAUUCCACACCUAAAGUUCAAAUUCCCAACCCCGUUCGGGAUAGGAGAAGUCAAAGGAGACUCGGAGACAGCCGGGGUAUGUUAUAGCCAAGCCCUGGUCAUGGCAGAAACACACCUGGACAACAAGAGAAAGGCAACCGUUUUUCAAAAACAGAAGAGCAACAAAAAACACCGACCUUACCCGAAAACAAAUCCCAAAGGGGAGGUCCAGGUGAUCGACCUCAACCCGGGUAACAUUAACCCGGGAGCAACCAACCCUGAUCGGCUGAUCCCGAACAAAGCAACCAAAAAGCAACCAUAA